Messenger RNA from Calidris pugnax (ruff), 636 nucleotides. RefSeq names its product olfactory receptor 14J1-like. Lineage: Eukaryota; Metazoa; Chordata; Aves; Charadriiformes; Scolopacidae. Gene Ontology annotation, molecular function: olfactory receptor activity. Bases 4 to 636 code for a protein of 210 amino acids. The record is from RefSeq and is a predicted model, not a curated record. Gene Ontology annotation, biological process: G protein-coupled receptor signaling pathway. The transcript has a single exon. Gene Ontology annotation, cellular component: membrane.
GUCAUGUCCUAUGACCGGUAUGUGGCCAUCUGCAAACCCCUGCACUACGGGACCCUCCUGGGCAGCAGAGCUUGUGGCCACAUGGCAGCAGCUGCCUGGGGCACUGGGUUUCUCACUGCUCUCCUGCACACAGCCAGUACAUUCUCAAUACCCCUCUGCCAGGGCAACGGCAUUGACCAAUUCUUCUGUGAAAUCCCCCAGAUCCUCAAGCUCUCCUGCUCAGACUCCUACCUCAGGGAAGUUGGGCUUCUUGUGGUCAGUGCCUGUUUAGUGUUGGGUUGUUUUGUUUCCAUUGUGCUGUCCUAUGUGCAGAUAUUCAGGGCUGUGCUGAGGAUCCCCUCGGAGCAGGGACGGCACAAAGCCUUUUCCACGUGCCUCCCUCACCUGGCCGCCGUCUCCCUGACUGUCAGCACUGGCUUCUUUGCCUACCUGAAGCCCCCCUCCAUCUCCUCUCCAUUCCUUGAUCUGCUGUUGGCAGUUCUGUACACAGUGGUGCUGCCAGCAGUGAACCCCCUCAUCUACAGCAUGAGGAACCAGCAGCUCAAGGAUGCCCUAUGGAAACUGGCCCAGUGGAUGCUCUCUCUUCUGAUAAUCCUUACCUCUUUUUCUCUGCACAGUUCCCAGAGUUUAUAUUAG